Molecule: messenger RNA, 1826 nt
Organism: Puccinia graminis f. sp. tritici CRL 75-36-700-3
Lineage: Eukaryota; Fungi; Basidiomycota; Pucciniomycetes; Pucciniales; Pucciniaceae
Exons: 3
Coding region: 139-1554 (471 amino acids)
Source: RefSeq, a predicted model, not a curated record
GCCUGCUCAUUUCGUACCCCUACCCGACUGAUAACUAACAAACGACUCGCUACCCGACUGAUAACUCACAAACGACUCCGUCUCCUAGAAAAAGAUCCAGGCCACCGACUCAAGCCCAUAAGUUGAUUAGAUCUUUGCAUGAGUGACAGAACCUUCAGAGAAUCCCAACCUUCGUCUGAGCUUCAAGGCCGAUUCAAUCAUCCAAACCAUCCCAACCGGCCAUUAAUGAAUUCACAACUUCCUGAAGGACGAUUUGCCGCCGCAAGUUUCAACGAACAAAUUCUUUCAAGCUUCGUAUCAACUGGUUCGGCGUUUGUUACACCAAAUAGUGGAGUGAGCCGUAAGACUGCUAGAGGGACCGAACUGAAGAAAAAACGGGUCCGACCUGAUGAGGACAUCAAACGAUGGAAUCGACUUCGGCACAAAGCCAACAGUCCCUUUGUUGCUUCCCAAGACCCAGAGAAUCCGAUCCAGUCUCCUUCAUCUCAACAACUUGGGCCCCUCAAGAAAAAACCCUUCUACUACUUCAUUCCUCCUGCCCGUCAACAUGACCCCGAACCCGAUGUGAUGCACACCUCACAAGAAACCCUUGCAUCCUCCUACAAAGGUCUUGACCAUGGCACAGUCAUAAUUACACCACGAGGCCAGGAAGCAUUUUGCAAGGCUAAAUUUAUCCCGUUUUCCUCGAUGCCAUCAGAUGAGUUGCUUGGAUGGGAAAAGCUCGUGUGCUUUUUUCUCUCCCGAACUCAUUACAUCGCACCAGUCAAAAACAAUGGCCCUCACAUGGGUGGAACCAUGUGGGCAGAUGGAUGGCGGAAGUGCUCGAAGGCAUGCGAGGCGUUCGGCCGUUAUUGCUCUGUUACUCGGUUGGUUGCCAUGAUGCGAAAGUCAAACUACGUUGCCGAGGAUGAAGCUGUUGCCGUUAGAGAGGCCAACGACUGGAUAUCUGUUCACCUUCAAGAACUGGCUCCUGGAGUGUUUGAAGAUUACCGAGCAACUCUCAUUAAAAAUAAUUUACCCUCAAUGGCCCACAUGGAAUGGCCUCCGUCGUCGUAUCACGCUCUCGACUUUGCUUCUUUUCUCACAUUUACGAUGUACGAUUUUUUCAACGAGACCCAUUUCGAUUCGGAUGCAAACAAUUGGACCCUUGUUUGCUGGAUACCGAUCUUGAAUCCUCGGACCUCGGACAAAGAUGAUCCCAUCUUGGCAGACGAUGGAUUUGAUAUGAUAGGUGGACAAUUCACCUUUCGUGAUUUCCAGGUGUACUUGGACUUGAACAAAGUCAUUGGUGUGACCAUGUGUGUGUUCCGGUCCAAAGAUCACCGUCAUCAGACAUUGGCUGGAUCCUCACCGUCCGACAAGUAUACUCGAAUUGGCUUUUCCUGUCAAAUGUCUGAAGCCAUGUCAAAUGCUGUUGUUGCUUACAUCAAUGGUACAGCAACUGGUGACUGUAUAGCUGGUCAAAAGAAACAAAUAGACAAUGCAGAAAAAAGCAUUGUGAAACAAGACCAAAAACAAGCAGAGAAACAGAGAGAGAGGGAGAAGUCUAAAUGAAUUAUAACUUUCUCACAGCUAUCAUUUCAUACUACAGCUAUUAUUUCAUACUACAGCUAUUAUUGAUCAGCUCUUUAAACCAAGUUUGUUUUCAAAUCCGUUGUUGAGAACACGAUUUAUGCUUACCAGAAAAAUUACAUUUUCCUCAGAAUUGUUAUUGCUUUAUCUCCUCAGCUACCAAUUAAUAUUCUUACUAUUGUCCUGUUAUUCAAGAUCAUUUUAUUUUUGAGUUGAAAUUUACAGCACAGCUAGGUGCCCAAAAACAAUUGCCG